This is a messenger RNA of Hypanus sabinus (Atlantic stingray), 2589 nucleotides long. Its product is annotated as E3 ubiquitin-protein ligase BRE1A-like. Gene Ontology annotation, cellular component: HULC complex; nucleus. The annotation marks the transcript as partial. Gene Ontology annotation, molecular function: metal ion binding; ubiquitin protein ligase activity. The record is from RefSeq and is a predicted model, not a curated record. The transcript has 6 exons. Lineage: Eukaryota; Metazoa; Chordata; Chondrichthyes; Myliobatiformes; Dasyatidae.
AGGGUGUCACACCGUCGGGGGACCCGGUUUGGAGAGGGUGUCACACCGUCGGGGGAUCCGGUUUGGAGUGGGUGUCACACCUCCCUCCCUCUCCCGCAGCUGGAAGCCCUCAAGCUGCGGCUGAAGGAACUGGAGGAGAAGGAGCGCCUGGAGGGGCGGAGGAUGGCGGACGCCGAGGCCCUGCACCGGAUGAAGGUGGCCGACGAGCACAUGGAGGUGAUGCUGAAGAAGGUGGCCCUGGCCAAACAGGAGGAGGAGGCCCUCCUCUCGGAGAUGGACGUGACGGGCCAGGCCUUUGAGGACGUGCAGGAGCAGAACAUCCGGCUGAUGCAGCAGCUCCGGGAGAAGGACGACGCCAACUUCAAGCUGAUGUCCGAGAGGAUCAAGUCCAACCAGAUCCACAAGCUGCUCAAGGAGGAGAAGGAGGAGCUCAUCGACCAAGUGGACACCCUCCGGACCCAGGUCGAUGCCCAACUGCAGGUUGUGAAGAAGCUCGAGAGCACUGAACAGUUGCUACAGAGUAACCUGGCCACGAUGGAGAAGGAGCUCGCCCUGCGCUCCCAGACCGUCGAGCUGCACAAACGCAAGGCCGUUGAAGCUGCUCAAGUUGCCGAGGACCUCAAAGUUCAGCUGGAGGCCGUUCAGUCGAGGUUGGCCGACGUUCAGGAUGAAAUCAUUGAAAGUAGCGUCGCCAGAGAGAAGGAUGCAUUUAACUACAAGAGAGCGCAGGAGGACAUUUCGAAACUGCGCCGGAAGGUGGAGCGUCAGAAGAAACCGGACCUUUACACCAACUGCGACGAGAUCCUGAUGGAGGAGAUCAAAGAUUACAAGUCGAAACUGACCUGUCCGUGCUGUAACGCGCGCAAGAAAGACGCCGUGCUAACCAAGUGUUUCCACGUCUUCUGCUCCGAGUGCGUCAAGACGCGUUACGACACCCGCCAACGCAAGUGCCCCAAGUGCAACGCACCGUUCGGGGCCAAUGACUUCCACCGAAUCUACAUCGGCUGAGAGAGAGGGAGAGAGAAGGGGGUUCCCGGUGUGAGGUUUCUGAGCUCCUGGACGCUCUGCCUGUCCUGUGCCCUCCCACUUCCUGCGCUCUCCCUCCCCGUCCCGCGCACCUGCUCGUGUACUCCCUCCCCAUCCCGCGCACCUGCUCAUGUACUCCCUCCCCGUCCCGCACACCUGCUCAUGUACUCCCUCCCCAUCCCGCGCACCUGCUCGUGUACUCCCUCCCCAUCCCGCGCACCCACUCGUGUACUCCCUCCCCAUUCUGCGCACCGGCUCGUGUACUCUCCCCCGUCCCGCGCACCGGCUCGUGUACUCUCUCCCCGUCCUGCGCACCCACUCGUGUACUCCCUCCCCAUUCUGCGCACCCGCUCGUGUACUCUCCCCCGUCCCGCGCACCGGCUCGUGUACUCUCUCCCCGUCCUGCGCACCCGCUCGUGUACUCCCUUCCCCUCCCGUGCACCCACUCGUGUACUCCCUCCCCGUCCCGCGCUCCCGCUCGUGUAUUCUGUCCACCCGUCCCGCGCACCCGCUCGUGUACUCUGUCCACCCGUCCCGCGCACCCGCUCGUGUACUCUGUCCACCCGUCCCGCGCACCCACUCGUGUACUCCCUCCCCAUUCUGCGCACCGGCUCGUGUACUCUCCCCCGUCCCGCGCACCGGCUCGUGUACUCUCCCCCGUCCCGCGCACCGGCUCGUGUACUCUCCCCCGUCCCGCGCACCGGCUCGUGUACUCUCUCCCCGUCCUGCGCACCCGCUCGUGUACUCCCUUCCCCUCCCGUGCACCCACUCGUGUACUCCCUCCCCGUCCCGCGCUCCCGCUCGUGUACUCUGUCCACCCGUCCUGUGCACCCGCUCGUGUACUCUGUCCACCCGUCCCGCGCACCCGCUCGUGUACUCUGUCCACCCGUCCCGCGCACCGGCUUGUGUACUCUCUCCCCGUCCUGCGCACCCGCUCGUGUACUCCCUUCCCCUCCCGUUCACCCACUCGUGUACUCCCUCCCCGUCCCGCGCACCCGCUCGUGUGCUCUGUCCACCCAUCCCGCGCACCCACUCGUGUACUUUCUCCCCUCGUCCCGCGAACCCGCUCGUGUACUCUGUCCACCCGUCCCGCGCACCCGCUCGUUUACUUUCUCCCCUCGUCCCGCGCACCCGCUCGUGUACUCUGUCCACCCGUCCCGCGCACCUGCUCGUGUACUCUGUCCACCCGUCUUGCGCACCGGCUCGCGUGCUCUCUCCCCAUCCUGCACAUACCAUCUCACCUUCCAUCUUCCUGAUCUGUACACCAUCUUGCCCGCAAUUGCCCCCCCCUCCGUAGAGUUAAACCUCUCCCUGCCCUGCUUCUGGUUUUGCAGGACCUCUCUGACCCUGCGCUUUUCCAGUCCUGUCGACACGUCCCGGGAUAUCUCUGAUCGGUCUCUCUCUCUGUCUCUCUGCCCCCCCCCCCCCCCUCCAAGUCUCUCUCUUUCUGUCUUCUCCCAGUGGCUCUCUGUGCCUCCUCCCAGUCUCACUCCCUCCUCCGUCUGCCCGUCACCCCCCUGUGUAACCACGCAGUCCAGGCCACAAAAUAAAAUUGUUAGUGUC